Molecule: messenger RNA, 1763 nt
Organism: Clarias gariepinus (North African catfish)
Lineage: Eukaryota; Metazoa; Chordata; Actinopteri; Siluriformes; Clariidae
Gene: mpp2a
Product: MAGUK p55 scaffold protein 2a
Exons: 13
Coding region: 79-1713 (544 amino acids)
Cellular component (GO): cell-cell junction; plasma membrane
Molecular function (GO): protein binding
Source: RefSeq, a predicted model, not a curated record
CGCAUCACGGAGCAGCACGGCAGACGCACGCGCGCGGUUCCAGGAGUCGGACACAGACAGCUCACACACUGAGACAUCAUGCCUGUGGCCGCCGCUCACACCGAGCCUGCUUUAUCGCAGGUGGACGCUCUGAGUGACAGCAACAGCUCGGCCACCGCCAAUGACCUCGACCUCAUCUUCCUUAAAGGGAUCAUGGAGAGUCCGGUGAACGCUGAAAGUCCGGAGGAACCUCGUCUCGAGGCGGUGGGGGACAAAAACAUGGAGCUGCUGCAGGACAUCCUGAGGGACCUGAGUCCCAUCACGCAUCGCAGUAACACAGCUGCUGAGCUCUCGAACAUCCUUAACCAACCACAUUUCCAGUCUCUCCUGGAGACUCACGACUCGGUGGCCUCGAAGACCUGUGAAACCCCUCCGCCGAGCCCACAGGCAGCCGUGGAACCGACCCUGCCACCCGUCCCCGCCGACGCCGUGCGCAUGGUGGGCAUCCGCAAAGUGGCCGGGGAACACCUGGGCAUGACGUUUCGAAUCGAUAACGGGGAGCUGGUGAUCGCGCGAAUCCUGCACGGUGGGAUGAUCGAUCAGCAGGGUCUCCUCCACGUAGGGGACAUCAUAAAGGAGGUGAACGGUAAGGACGUAGGGGACGAUCCGCGCGUCCUCCAGGAGGUGCUGCAGGAGGCCAGCGGCAGCAUCGUACUCAAAGUCCUCCCCAGCUACCAGGAGCCCCAGCCACCCAGACAGGUCUUUGUGAAGUGCCAUUUCGAUUACGACCCGGCCAGCGACAACCUGAUUCCCUGUAAGGAAGCCGGCCUGCAGUUCAACAGCGGAGACGUUCUGCAGAUCGUCAACCAGGAGGACGUGAACUGGUGGCAGGCUCGACGCGUUGAAGGAGGAAGCGCCGGGCUCAUCCCCAGUCAGCUGCUAGAGGAGAAGAGGAAAGCUUUUGUAAAGCCAGAUGUGGAGCUUCGACCAGCAGGCACACUGUGCAGCGGGAUCGGAAGCAAGAAGAAGAAGAAAAUGAUGUAUCUGACCACCAAAAAUGCAGAUUUCGACAUGCACGAGCUGAUGCUCUAUGAGGAAGUGGCCCGGGUUCCUCCAUUCAAGAGGAAAACGCUGGUUCUGAUCGGAGCCCAAGGCGUGGGCCGGCGCAGUCUUAAGAACAAGCUCCUGGUUUCUGAUCCUCAUCUGUUUGGAACUACAAUCCCCUACACUUCCAGGAAGCCUAAAUCAGGCGAAAGGGAGAACAGGAUGUACGCCUUCACCUCCAGGAGCAAAAUGGAGGCUGAUAUUAAAGCAGGCUGUUACCUGGAGCACGGCGAAUAUGACGGAAACCUUUACGGCACCAAGAUCGACUCCAUCCACGAGGUAGCCGAGGCAGGACGUCUCUGCAUCCUGGACGUCCACCCACAGGCUCUGAAGAUCUUGAGGACAUCAGAGUUCCUGCCGUAUGUAGUGUUCAUUGAUGCUCCAGAGUUGGACGUGCUCAGAUCUAUGAACAGAGCAGGCAUCGAAGCAGGAGUGGUCAGCAAAGAGCUAACGGAUGCUGAGCUGAACAGGAUACUGGACGAGAGCUGGAGGAUUAAGCGGGCGUACGGACACUACUUCGACCUGACCAUCGUAAACGACGGCCUGGACAGGACGUACAGCGGUCUGAAGGCGGCCUUGAGGAAGCUGAGUGGAGUUAAUCAGUGGGUGCCAGUUAGCUGGGUGUUUUAGAAAUCGGUCCUCGUUCAUGAACUCCGACUCAUUUCAUUUAGUGACUUCAU